This is a messenger RNA of Penicillium cosmopolitanum, 1149 nucleotides long. Its product is annotated as TauD/TfdA dioxygenase family protein. The coding region runs from base 1 to 1149 and encodes 382 amino acids. Gene Ontology annotation, cellular component: cytoplasm. The transcript is spliced from 2 exons. The record is from RefSeq and is a predicted model, not a curated record. Gene Ontology annotation, molecular function: 2-oxoglutarate-dependent dioxygenase activity. Lineage: Eukaryota; Fungi; Ascomycota; Eurotiomycetes; Eurotiales; Aspergillaceae.
AUGGCCGUCCGGAACUCAGAAACUCUUCAGAAUGGCAAUACCCAAAGCUCUUUUCAUCAGCCUUUGCAGUCCUCGGGGGCUUUGGAUAAAUUUGUCUACGAAGACAUUACUCCCGUCAUUGGGCGCGAGUUUCCUCAUCUGAAUGUUGUGGAUGACUUGCUCAAUUCGCCAAAUUCAGAAGCAUUGAUCCGCGAUCUGGCUAUUGCAAUCUCUCAGCGCUGCGUAGUAUUCUUCCGCGCACAAGAAAAUCUCACUGAAGAGCAACAAAGACAACUUGUUUCUCGACUGGGUGAGAUGAGCGGCAAGCCCGCCGACUCAACAUUUUUCAUCAAUCCAAUCCAAAGAGAGGCGACUGAUGGUACGGCCGUUGCAGACCCUGAGAUCACUCGGAUCAAUUCUCGGGGUCGACCAGACGUAGCUGCAACUCAACCCAAUCCUCGUCGGUUUGAUGAGGCUUUGUGGCAUGCGGAUGGGCAGUUUGAAACCUGUCCCCCUUCUUUCACCUCGUUGCGUCUCAGUGAGGUGCCGAGGAAUGGUGGUGACACUCUCUGGGCAUCCGGCUAUGAGCUUUAUGAUCGUUUUUCUAAGCCUUAUCAAAGCUUCUUGGAGGGUUUGACUGCAACUUUCAUUGGAGAUGGUUACACUUGGUCAGCUGGGCAGAGCGGUGGGAAGAUGACCAUCAAUGAAGGUCCCCGGGGCAGCCCUCUUAACGUUGGCAAGGAUUUGAAGGUCGUCCAUCCAGUGGUUCGCACUCAUCCUGUUUCUGGCUGGAAGUCCAUCUUCCCGGUCGGACCUCGGAAUCCUUGGGAGUUUGGUUCACCAAAGUACAUCAAUGAGCUCCAUCCGAAUGAGUCCGAUGAGCUGCUCAAUCGGUUCUACGACACUAUUCUCCAAAAUCAUGACUUGACUGUUCGGUUCAAAUGGAGAGAAAAUGAUAUGGGUAAGGAUAAUGGCUCAAGCCUAAAGAAAUUUUUGCUGACCCGUCUCAAUUUAGCCAUUUGGGACAACCGUUGUACCUUCCAUAGUGCAACCUUUGACUAUGACGGGAAUGGGGAGCGCGUAGGGGCUCGUAUCGCGGGGGCUGGGGAGGUGCCUUAUCUGGAUCCAAAUAGCAAGUCCCGGACUGAAGCAUUGGCUAAGAAUGUUUGA